AUGACUGCCGAAGUUUCGCAAUACACCCUCCAGCGUUCGUCGCUUGACCUGGAAGCACGAGAUGCAGAGACUUUACAGGACCCCCUUGAAAAAGAGAUCACUAUCGGCGACGGUAUAUCACGCCAAAGCAGCAGACACAUUGCGGAGUCACUUUCUCUACCGCGUGAGAUUCUCUUCGUGGGCAUUAUAUGCACAGCACAGAUCACCACGCAAGCCGGCCUCGGCCAAGCACUCAUUAUCAUCCGAGAUAUAGCACGAAGUUUCAAUCUUACCGACCCCAGCGAAUUGACAUGGCUGAUUGCUGGAUACAGCUUGACCGUUGGGACAUUCAUCCUUGUUAGCGGCAGAUUGGGAGACAUGUUUGGUUACAAACGAAUGCUGAUCAUAGGGUAUGCCUGGUUCUCGGGGAUUGGGCCUGCUAUUCUCCUCCCGAACGCGGUGGCUCUACUUGGUGCAAGUUAUGCGCCUGGGAGUCCUCGGAAAGACAUGGUCUUUGCACUGUUUGGUGCCUGCGCCCCCGGUGGCUCGCUCAUUGGCUGUGCCUUCGCGGGUGUUUUCGCUUUGACAUGGUGGCCCUGGGCAUUCUUCUCUUUUGCCAUUGCUCUCGCUAUGCUUGCAAUGGUGUCUUACUUUGUCGUCCCCGAUGCGCAGCCAAGGAAUCAGUUUGCCGGGUUGUCUCUCUGGGAUAAAAUCAAGCUCCUUGAUCUGCCUGGCGCCGUGGUGGGCAUCACGGCUCUAGUGCUGUUCAAUUUCGCAUGGAACCAGGCACCAAUUGUGGGUUGGCAGAAAGCAUACGUCUACGUGACAAUGCUCCUCGGAAUCCUGCUGGUGCCCCUGUUUUUCUAUAUUGAGCUUCGAGUCUCGAAAACGCCGCUUGUGCCUUUCGACGCACUGACGGCAGAUGUUGGAUUUGUGCUUUCAUGUAUCGUCUGUGGCUGGGCAUCAUUUGGAAUCUGGUUUUUCUAUCUGGUCAAUUUUCUGGAAAUCUUGCGAGGCGCAUCACCGUUGCUGGCCGUGGCGUAUAUGAGUCCCGUUGCCGUCUCUGGUGCCAUUGCCUCUGUUGUCACCGGGUUUCUCUUGUCUAAACUUCGGCCAGCAAUGGUCAUGACAAUUGCGCUCACAUGGUUUACAGUUGGGCACAUCCUGGUGGCCACCACCCCUGUCCACCAAACAUACUGGGCCCAGACUUUUGUCGGACUGGUGGUCAUUCCCUGGGGCAUGGACAUGUCUUUUCCUGCGGCGACAAUCAUUCUUUCCAACGCAGUGCGGAAAGAACACCAAGGUAUUGCGGCCAGUCUCGUCACAACAAUCGUCAACUACAGCAUCUCUCUGGGAUUGGGCUUCGCGGGGACUGUGGAAGUGCAUGUCAACCAUGGUGGACGCACGCCACAUGACCUUCUGCUCGGGUACCGUGGAGCAUGGUAUCUUGGAAUCGGGUGUGCUGGCCUUGGACUGUGCGUCAGCAUUGUGUUUUUGUUGAGAGACUACUAUAAAGUCAACGGGAAGACGAAAGGCGGUACCUCGGAGUGA
Fonsecaea monophora is the source of this 1530-nucleotide messenger RNA. RefSeq lists its product as hypothetical. The transcript is spliced from 4 exons. Gene Ontology annotation, biological process: transmembrane transport. Gene Ontology annotation, molecular function: transmembrane transporter activity. Bases 1 to 1530 code for a protein of 509 amino acids. Lineage: Eukaryota; Fungi; Ascomycota; Eurotiomycetes; Chaetothyriales; Herpotrichiellaceae. The record is from RefSeq and is a predicted model, not a curated record. Gene Ontology annotation, cellular component: membrane.